UGCAUAUGUGAAUGUCACUGGUGUCAGUGUUGAGCUGAAAUACUACGAUGUUUUGUUGUGCUUCGGAAAAAUAAUUAAAAUUGUUUCUCGUAGUGUUAAUUGUUUCGUAAAGGAGAUCCGGCUUGAUAAAUUAUUAUAUUUAUGUUCUAGUUAAAAUGUUUCGCAAUAGGUUAAGACCACUUAUAUGCAGAAAUCAUGACUUUCAGAGGUGCAAGCAUACAAGUAAGCUUGAUGCUAUUCGAGAGAAGUUACGUGAAGGUCCCAGUUUUGCGGAUUUUGUGUCUGAAGACCGUCCAAAAGACUGGGAGGAUUAUGAGGGUAAACUGAAGAGGGAAAAAGGAGAAGCUGAAAGGUUAAGGCUACCACCCUGGUUGAAGACGACCAUACCAACUGGGUCAAAGUUUACUGGGAUAAAAAAACAGCUUCGUGAGUUGAAAUUGAGCACUGUCUGUGAGGAGGCACGCUGUCCUAACAUCGGAGAGUGCUGGAGUGGAGGCAAACAUGGAACUUCUACAGCUACUAUUAUGUUGAUGGGCGACACCUGCACCCGAGGCUGCAUGUUCUGCUCCGUGAAGACAUCUCGUCGGCCGCCCCCGCUGGAUCCACUCGAGCCACACAACACCGCGCACGCUAUCAACCAGUGGGGACUUGGAUACAUCGUACUUACAUCCGUUGAUAGAGACGACCUCCCUGAUGGCGGUUCCGCUCAUUUCGCUGAAACUGUAAGGGAAAUAAAGAGGCAAAACAAGGACAUUCUAGUGGAGUGUUUAGUGCCAGACUUUAGAGGUAACCGGGAUUGUAUCCAGACCAUAGCGGAGUGCGGACUGGACGUGUUCGCACAUAACAUAGAGACGGUCGAACGACUCACACCCUUCGUCAGGGAUCCCAGAGCCGGAUACCGGCAAACUCUGAAGGUGCUCCAGACGGCUAAAGAAGUGAACCCGGACCUGAUCACCAAGUCAUCAAUCAUGCUGGGACUCGGCGAAACUGACGAGCAAGUGGAACAAACUAUGAAAGAUCUACGUGAAGCGGGUGUCGACUGUUUAACAUUAGGCCAAUACAUGCAGCCAACCAAACGACAUCUAAAAGUCUUCGAGUACGUCACUCCAGCCAAGUUCAAGGAGUGGGAGGUCCGGGGCAAUGAGCUUGGGUUCCUUUACACCGCCAGUGGACCUCUCGUCAGGUCUUCGUAUAGAGCUGGAGAGUUUUUCAUCACCAGCUUGCUUAAAGACAGGAAGGCCAAGAGUUUGUGACACGAAGACUAGUCAAUAUUCGAUAUUCCGAUUUCGAUAGGUAUCGAUAUUUCGAUAUUGGUAUAGAUAUUCCGAUUUCAAUAUAGAUAUCAAUGUUGGUAUAGAUAUUCCGAUAUCGAUAUCGAUGUCGGUAUCGAUAUUCCGAUUUCGAUGUUGGUAUCGAUAUUCCGAUAACCUACUGUAAUUUAUAUGGCAGGGGUUCUCAACUAUCUUCUAUGUUUGUCUAAGACAAAAGUGGAUUUUUUGCAUCAAAUGAUUGUAUUGAGAUACUCUGGUGUAUACAAUUUUUGACAUGGUUUACCUUGUUUUGUUUCUUAAAAGCUAUUUAGAUCUAAUAUAUUUAAAAAUGAGAUUUAUAAAUAUGUAAAUGUUAACAGCGAUAGUCGGCGCUGCAUGUACAAGCUAGCACCUAAAUUGACAUAGAGUAAUAAAUUAAACAUGUAGGUGCAAUAUAAUAGGCUACAAUAUUUUUUUAAGCACAGACUCUGUUAAUACACAAUUUGACGUUCGCCAAUUUUAACUAAGUUUGCAAUGGGCACGUGGUUUAGUCAAAUUAAUGUGAUACAUAGAAGCUAUCCAAUCAAUGUGAAACAAACCGUCAGUGAAGACAAAAAGUUUAGAAUAAUGAUGACGCAACUUUUUUUAAUGUUCCACUGAUUAAACAUCUUAAAUAAUGUAGCAAAAAGGAAAAAACUGCGAUGUACUUUUUUUUUUAAAUUAGCGCCAUUUUAUAGUUUAGAUCUGUAAAGCCUUAGAAAUCAGACAAUUAAUUUAUUAGAAAUUAUCUUUGUUUUUGUUAUUGUUGUUAACUUUUAGCUUUUAUUUUUAUGAAGAAAUAAAUAUAUUUUAU
This is a messenger RNA of Spodoptera exigua (beet armyworm), 2103 nucleotides long. The record is from the annotation of a GenBank genome assembly. Lineage: Eukaryota; Metazoa; Arthropoda; Insecta; Lepidoptera; Noctuidae.